AUGGCGGACGGAUGGAAGUACACGCUGACCGGUUUCGGCGCGUUCCUCGAGAUGCGUCGAGUCGCGUUCGCCGAGCCGAUGCCGGCCACUCUACUCUGCGGCGUCUGCGGUGUUCUGUCUUCCCGAACAUCGCAGCUGCCGUGCGGCCACGUUUUCUGCGCGAGCUGCGACGCCCAGCUCCCGCGAGGAAAGGACCGCUGCUGCCCGUUCGACGAGAAGAAAUUCACCGACUCGGACGUUCACUCGAUGAGCAUCGAGCUGCGCGAGCUCGAGCAACGCCGCAUUAUGUGCUCGGCCAGGUCCUCCCGAGUGUGCGGCUUUUCCGGCAAACUGUCCGAGCUCGCGGAUCACCUGACUCGGUGCGGCGGCGGAAAGGUAAAGUGCUGCAAGUGCCACCGACCCGUCUCCCGCAACCUGGCGGUGGACCACUACCGGAGCUGCACCCGCGGCCACCUGUGUGCGUCGAAUGACGAAGCCGCUGCAAAGGAAAUCGGAGACGCUUCCCAAAUGGCGGCCGUUGAUAGAAGGCCACGGGAGUCGGUACCCACCAAGGGCGUCGACUCUGAAGCCGCCACCGGCUGCCGCACCAACGCUUUGGUAGACAGGGUGGCCAGUCUCGAACGUCAGUUGCUCGAAGUGCAGAAAAAGUCCACCAGCAGGAAGCAGUCUUCGGUCGCUGCUGGGAAGGGGGCGGCGGUUAUCCAGGGACCGUACCGCCCUCCAUCCAAGGCGGGCGUUUUGAUCACCACGUGCAAGUUCGCCGAUAUUUACGCAGGCGUCGACUCACUGAACGAGAAGAAAACGAAAGUGAGGAAGUCAACCGAUACGUAUUCGCUUGGAGGUUACACCUUCAAGCUCGAGUGCGAGUUCACGAAGAACGAGAACAAGAUAAACGUGGCUUUCACUCUAUUUUUGCGCGACGGUGAGUGGGACAGCUACGUGGAGUGGCCUUUCAAAAAGAAGGUCACCUUGAUCGUCAUGCACGCCAAGGAUGCAGCGAAGGACGUCCGCUUGCCGUUGACAAUGGAUAACUACAAUGUGGUGAAGAGACCUCGUGGCGGUGUUUGGAACUGGGGCAACAGCACGAUCACGGUGAACUGGAAUGACAUUGAACUGCGUGGGUAUGUCGACAGAGGUGACCUCUACGUCAACGUCGAGUUUGAGUAA
This is a messenger RNA of Rhipicephalus sanguineus (brown dog tick), 1167 nucleotides long. RefSeq lists its product as uncharacterized. Bases 1 to 1167 code for a protein of 388 amino acids. The transcript has a single exon. The record is from RefSeq and is a predicted model, not a curated record. Gene Ontology annotation, molecular function: protein binding. NCBI's taxonomy places the organism in Eukaryota, Metazoa, Arthropoda, Arachnida, Ixodida, Ixodidae.